Molecule: messenger RNA, 489 nt
Organism: Neoarius graeffei (lesser salmon catfish)
Lineage: Eukaryota; Metazoa; Chordata; Actinopteri; Siluriformes; Ariidae
Product: receptor tyrosine-protein kinase erbB-4-like
Exons: 4
Coding region: 1-489 (162 amino acids)
Source: RefSeq, a predicted model, not a curated record
AUGAGGAUGGGUGUUUGGGCAGUGCAGGUGCGCGCGCUGUGCGUGGCGCUGCUGUGGCUCCCUUCACCUGCACGCGCACAAUCUCCGGACAGCAAACAAGCCAUGUGUUCAGGCACUCAGAAUGUGCUGAGUUUGUCAGUAAAUUCAGAUUUUCAGUACCAGCAGAUGAAGAAGCUAUAUACUGGCUGCCAGAUCGUCAUGGGCAACCUUGAGAUCACUCACAUGGAACACAACCAUGAUUUGUCCUUCCUGAAGUCUAUUCGUGAGGUUACAGGUUAUGUUCUAAUAGCCAUAAACCAGUUCAAAUACCUGCCUUUGGAGCAGUUACGUGUGAUCAGAGGAACGUCACUGUACAAAGGGCGCUUUGCUCUUGCUGUCUUAGUUAACUACCAGAAGGAUGGAGAUGACGGAGUACAGGAGCUUGGCUUUACACAUCUGACAGCUCUGGAUAAGCAGCCCAGGAGCCUCAUUAAGAGUUUCAUUGCAUGA